This is a messenger RNA of Chelonoidis abingdonii (Abingdon island giant tortoise), 2299 nucleotides long. It is a transcript of the gene NDC80, whose product is annotated as NDC80 kinetochore complex component. Gene Ontology annotation, cellular component: Ndc80 complex. The record is from RefSeq and is a predicted model, not a curated record. Lineage: Eukaryota; Metazoa; Chordata; Testudines; Testudinidae. Gene Ontology annotation, biological process: attachment of mitotic spindle microtubules to kinetochore.
AAAAGUAAUUGAACAGUUUUUUAAAGAUCUCUGCAAUUUGGUUUCCCUAGAAAGAUUUCUAUUGGGGAAGGAGGGAUUUGGGCACUUUGGUGUAGGAGCAGCUUCAUAAUUCUAUCUCUCGCCUCACAAGGAUUGAGCAGUACAGAGUUCAUGUUCCUGUGCACAUCACUGACUUCCUCUCAGAAGCCACAGCAAGGGGAGAGGCAAUGGGAGAAGUCUUUAGUGGGCUGUACUGCUCUGCUCCCACAUGAAUUUUUUUCUCAGUUAGACCAGAGUUGGGGUUAAUAAGUUAGAAAAUGGGGACCACCAAAAACUUCAGUGAUAGGAUGAAGAACUAGUGGUCCAGGAGGUUCACGUAACAGUCAGUAUGGUGUGUUUGGUACAGAAAAGAUCAAGGAUCCCAGGCCACUUCAUGACAAGGCAUUCAUCCAACAGUGUAUCCGACAGCUCUGUGAGUUUCUUGUAGAGAAUGGCUAUGCCCAUAAAGUCUCCAUGAAGUCACUCCAAUCUCCAUCCGUUAAGGACUUCUUAAAGAUCUUCACUUUCAUCUAUGGCUUCCUGUGCCCUUACGAGCUUCCUGAUUCUAAGUUUGAAGAGGAAAUCCCCAGAAUCUUUAAAGAGCUUGGGUAUCCCUUUGCAUUGUCAAAAAGCUCUAUGUACACAGUGGGGGCUCCACACACUUGGCCUCAGAUUGUAGCAGCUUUGGUUUGGCUAAUCGAUUGUGUCAAGUUGUAUUCUGCCGUGAGGGAAAACACACCCUUUGAUGAAGGACAGACCUGGGAAGGAGAAACAGAAGAUGGAAUUGUACAUCAUAAGCUUUUUAUGGACUACACUGUAAAGUGCUAUGAGCACUUCAUGAAGGGUGGAGACACUUUUGAGGAGUUUGAUGCAGAAGUGCAAUUAAAGCUAAAGGAUUUGUUUAAUGUAGAUGAAUUCCAGGUGGAGGCUCUGGCAGCAGAAAACAAAAGAUUGCAUGAAGAGAUUGCAAGACUAGAGAAAGAAAGGGAAAGUGAGCCGGAUCGUUUAGUGUCAUUGAAAAAACUGAAAUCUUCUUUGCAAGCAGAUGUUCAGAAAUAUCAGGCUUACAUGGCUAAUCUGGAGUCUCAUGCAGCCAUCCUUGACCAAAAAGUGAAAGGAAUUAAUGGGCAACUUGAAACAGCAGAAAUGGAAGUUGAAGCGAUGAAGCAGGAGAAUGCACGCCUCCAACACAUCUUUGAUAACCAGAAGUACUCAGUUGCAGAUAUUGAGAGAAUAAAUCAUGAAAGGGAUGAACUACAGCAAACAAUCAACAAGCUGACCAAGGAACUGGAGGCAGAAGAGCACCAAUUAUGGAAUGAAGAGAUGAAAUAUGCUAGAGGGAAAGAGGCGAUCGAAACACAACUGGCAGAGUAUCACAAGCUGGCUCGAAAGCUGAAACUAAUCCCAAUAAGUGCAGAGAAUUCCAAAGGCCAUGACUUUGAGAUUAAGUUUAAUCCUGAAGCAGGACCAAACUGUCUAGUCAAAUACAGAACUCAUAUUAAUGCUCCCCUUAUGGAGCUCAUAAAUAGGACCGAAGAAGAAAUUAGAAAAGCUACCCACAAGAAAAUGGGUUUAGAGGAUACAUUGGAACAGGUGAACACAAUGGUAUUAGAAAAGAAAAGCAAUGUUAAAAUGCUUAAGGAAGAGGCCCAAAAGCUGGAUGACCUUUACCACCAGAAGCUUAAGGAAGCAGAAGAGGAAGAGAAAAAAUGUGCAACUGAGCUGGAAUUAUUGGAGAAGCAUAAACACUUACUUGAGAGUGGAAUCAAUGAAGGCCUCAGUGAAGCUAUGAACGAGUUGCAUGAUGUUCAGCGGCAAUACCAGGUUGUUAUGCAGAUGACAACGGAAGAGAGUAGGAAAGUAGGUGAUAAUUUGAACCGUCUCUUGGAAGUGAUUGCUACUCAUGUAGUAUCAGUAGAGAAAUACCUGGGUGAGCAGAAUGUAAAGGUUGAUAGAGACUUUGAAGAAUUCAUGUCAGAAGAUUUACUGGCAAACUUAAGAGAGAUCCUAGACAACUAUAAAAAGAAGGCUGAUGCAAUGUAAUUCUCAAAAAGGAUGAAGAUGAUAAAAAUUUUGGAUUUGCAGAGCUCUAGAGGUAUCCGUCCUUCAAUGUAGGCAUCACCCGUCAUAGAUUUCCUUGUUAGCUGAAUUGCUGUUAUGAUUCGUAAACUCUUUUACAAAUGUAUAUAGCUUCCUUUUAGUUCUUUAGUAUGUGCAUCAUUAUAUAAAAAAAUUAAGAGGUUAAUCAAAUUGUUUGCAAAUAAAGUAAUGGAUUUGUUUU